AUGGAGACACCAGAACGACCCACCAUCACAGUCAUGGCCACUGUCGCUUCGCAUACCGAAAUACCCAGCACCGAAAAGCUGACUGAGAUUAGUAAGAUCGAGGUAUGGGACGAGAAAGGGAAGAAAGUGGAGUUUGGGUCCGUUUAUGAGAAUGAGAAGACGAUCGUGAUUUUUAUUCCCACUGUCAAGCCCGAGGCACUCCAAGCAGCAAACACGAAGAUCGCCAUCGUCGGCUGUGGCGACUGGAAGAUGAUCCAGGACUACAAAUCAACGACCGCAUUCAAAGGUUCCAUGUACGCCGACCCAGACCGUAAACUCUACCACUCCCUCUCAAUGAUGGACAGCCUCAAAGCGACUCCCGCCGGCGAGAAAAAGAAGAGCUACCUCGACAUGAGUCUUUUCGGGCUCGUCACCAAUGGGUUCAAGCGCGGUCUCCGUCACCCCUCCCAUAUUGGUAAACAAGGAAAUAUGUCUCAGCUCGGCGGGGAGUUUAUUUUUGGACCGGGGAAUACGUGCGCGUACGCGUCGAGGAUGAGACAUACUGAGGACCAUGUGGAAGUGGAGGAGUUGAUGAAACAGGCGGGGGUUGCGUUUCCUUGA
Molecule: messenger RNA, 600 nt
Organism: Stereum hirsutum FP-91666 SS1
Lineage: Eukaryota; Fungi; Basidiomycota; Agaricomycetes; Russulales; Stereaceae
Exons: 6
Coding region: 1-600 (199 amino acids)
Source: RefSeq, a predicted model, not a curated record